Homarus americanus (American lobster) is the source of this 13464-nucleotide messenger RNA. RefSeq names its product dmX-like protein 2 (gene Rbcn-3A). Bases 111 to 10013 code for a protein of 3300 amino acids. Gene Ontology annotation, biological process: vacuolar acidification. Gene Ontology annotation, cellular component: RAVE complex. The record is from RefSeq and is a predicted model, not a curated record. Lineage: Eukaryota; Metazoa; Arthropoda; Malacostraca; Decapoda; Nephropidae. Gene Ontology annotation, molecular function: protein binding. The transcript is spliced from 61 exons.
AGACAUCUUGUGAGCUGAGCAGAAGCAGCAGUGAGACAGAUACAAUGAUAUUGAUAACGAUACCACUUGUGUGAUUGACUGGCCAAGUCUGGUUUUAUUAUCGUUACAAGAUGAAGUGCCAUCAGAUACUUACCGGGGCUUGCAAUGCCGGCGACCGCUGCUUUGCUGUCGGUAGUGUGGAGGGCGUGCCGUUUACAGCCUAUGCUGCCGGCUGCAACAUAGUCAUUCUGGCCAGCACAUUUGAACGCGUGCAGGUCAUUCCCGGCGUGUGUCAUGACAACGUACAGAUAUCCUGCGUUGACUGUUCCACCGACACGGGCAAGAUAGCCGCCGCGUAUGGGAAGCUCGUGUGUGUUUUUGAACCCACGCCUCUUGUCAAUCAGUUGAACGGCCAUAGACUUGAUUACCGAUGGAUUCAGACGGGAGUGAUCGAGGCGGAGAACUACAUAAACACCAUGUCGUGGAACGUGGAGGGAACACGUCUGCUAACGGCCGGGGACGUACUUCAGAUGUGGGCAGCCCCCAUGGGUAGACUCGCACCUGCGGAGGAUGGUUCUUGUCCGGUAAUGUUUGAUCUGGAGUGUGAAGGCACGGACGAGGAGGAGCCUGCGUGGUUGUGCAUCUGGCGGUGUGUGACGGCGGCAGCGACUGUCUUCUUGUCUUUCUCACCAGAUGGCACGCUCUUUGCCACGUCUGCGGCCAAUGAUCGUUUGGUCAAAAUCUGGUACGACAAUAAACACAUGUUGGCUCCUGCAAGGCCCCAAGAUGGAACAAAUUUCACCAACGACAUGAUCCGAUCAUCAGUGAGCUACAGCUAUAUUUAUCUGCCUCACCCAAGUGCUGUGAAGGGGUUCACCUGGAGGGCCACCAGCAAGUACAUGCCCAAGGGAAGUGUAAGUAACAUGUUGGUGACGUCUUGCCGUGACAACAUCAGUCGUGUGUGGGUGGAGACGGUGUUGCCAGAUGAUGAUCUUGUGUCCCUCCUGCACCUUGAUCCAGCAGCUGCCCAAAAUCCUCGUUUCCGGACACACCGACACAAGCACCGUUUUAUGCAGAGAUUGAAGCACAUGAAGGCGUGCUUCCAGAUGAGGCGCCAUGUUAAGGCGGGAGGCUCCAUCGUCAUGGGCAGUCUCGGUGGGAUCGGCACAAAGCCUCUGCCUACUCUGUCAUCAUCCUACUCAGUCCAUGAUUUCCAUAUGUAUGGUAUUCAUGCUAUGGGUAUUACUCCAGGCUUCCAGUUUCACCUCGCAGCUUCCAUAAACGCAGAAACAGACAUCCCUCUGGUCCCGAGCAUCAGUGGAGUAACAACCACAGGGGAGACAGAGCAGAGUUUUGUCAUCCACUGGCUCAACAACAAGGAGAUGCACUUUACAUCAGAGGCAGAAAACAUACUUCUGGAGAUAAGCCGUCGUGCCAUGGAAAAAGAAACAGCAUCUUUAGACCAUGAUCGACACUCUGAAGUGAGCGACCUUGAGGAUCCUCGGCUCAGAGCGACUGCCGGAAUACGUCUGGGCUCGCGACCCCCUUCUCACAUGACCAGUCGAACUAGAAGUAUUGAUGAUGACGACCCCGUUAGUCAACACUCUGCUUCAGUUCGCUCUCAGCAGCCACUGAGUGCUGCUACGUCGUCCACUUCCAUUGCAACCGACAUAACAACGGCGACCACCUCAGCCCUCGGAGACGCCCUCGACCGCCGGAUUGAAGUAUUGCUCCGUGACUGGCACCAGACGUCUGAUGUCCUCUUCUCUAUCCACCCUGUUGAUGGGUCACUUCUUGUUUGGAUUGUGGACUUCCUUGAUGACUAUCCAGGAUCUUUUCGUCAAGCACAGGUGUCAUUCAGUGCCAGAAUACCUAAUGCUCUACCUCUGGGAGAUGCCAUGACCAUGUCACCUAACCUUGCCAUUUAUAAUGGCACAACCCCAUCAUUCCUCAAACAGUUGCUUAAACUGGAAUUAGCGCACGAAGAGGAGCUCCGUGGAGGAAAGAACAAGAGCAAGAGUAACCUCACACUGUCCAGUAAUGACGAUCGUGAUAUACUGGGUGGAGGAGGCAGCCCCUCCCCCAUCAUCUCCAUGACCACCAAGCAUAGUAAUGGCUCUCUCAACCUGUGGCACCUUACUGUAGCUGAGGGAUCCAGGUUUACUCAGGUUCUCAAUAUAUCCCACUUCACAAGAGUAUGUGGCCAUCGCUUCCAACUUAACGACAUCAAGUGCCACCCAGUACUGCCACUUCUCCUCUCCACGUCUCACCACAACAAGCGAGAAGUCUCCCCUGGCAACCCUCCUAGUACUGACGAGACACCUUUAAUCUGUAUCCAGGACACAACUUACAAAGACUGGUGCAGUGAGUUGAUUCUGUGGCGUGUAGAUGCCGUGGGACCUCUCAGUAAGUCCGGGGGCGUCACUGAACUGGCACGUAUCAAUUCUCCGCAAGUGUCGGCCUUUUCCAAUGCUGCUUGGAUCCCCACGCUCUUACCAAGUACCACCCUGGGAAGCGUAUCCAACUCUCCAUCGGCCUGUUUUGUCGCCUCUGACGGGGAGUGUCUGAGGGUCUACCAAGCUGUUAUAGAUGGCCGGGCGCUGUUGGCAGAAAUCUCCACAGCCGAGAGGAAGAAACGCAUGAUGGAGUCCACCUUAAGCCUCUCCACCGACAGCUCCCUACAAGAACAAGCUGGACAGGUGAAUCUAGCUGAUAUUUUUGACAUAGUAUCGGAACAGUCCACCGCCCGUCCUGGCUGUGUCAUUGAGUUAGACGCCAUCCGGGAGGCGUCAAAUGACUGGCAAAACACACAGUUCCUUCACGUCUUUCAAGAAGGACUUAUCCGGGGAGAACGUGGCUCAAAUUCUGGUCAAGAGACAACAACCAGCAUGUUUAACCACACUCAUGCUCCAAUGGUGGAUCUUCACUCCACUGCCAAGUUUGAGGAGCCGUUCUACAUCACCCUCUUAGAGAAAACGGCUGUUGGUUCGGUGAUGCACGUGUGGCGGCUGGUUAUUGCCUCAGAAAAUCACAGUCACGAGGCCUGCGAGGACGAGGAAGGCCGUGGGUCUGGUCGCAGCACCCCGGUGGUUGAUAACUUGGCUGGGAACAUUGACGCUUCUCCAAUUGUUAUCACCACCACCAAGAUUUGCGCACAUUCUUUACCCCUGCCAGCUGGAGUAGAGGUAAUCCACGCGUCGCCAGCUGCAGGCCACCUCAGCUCUGCGUCCAUAUACCCCGCUUGCUAUGCUCCGUACGUCCUGGUGACCGCCUGUUCCGAUAACACCGUGCGCUUUUGGAGGUGCCGCAUGUCCGGAGAGGGGGAGAACAUCCAGAUCCAGUGGCAAGAAUGGCACAUGGUCAGCAAAGAUGGAAAGAGUGCCAUUAAGGUGCCAGGUCAACCUCUUCAUGUGAGUGCAGCUUAUAGUGGCAGGAUUGCAUGUGCCUACCAUUCUCGUGGGCAACAGGCAUCAGUGUCUACGGGACCUGAUGGCAGUAUCCUCUUCUCUUGCUCACUCGCCAUCUAUGAGUGUGAAUCUACAGGAGGGUCACAGUGGGUGUUAGAAGACAAAUUUGAUUUACAAGAUAUUGUCAUGAAUCCUGGAGAUUCCAGCAUGGCUGACCUAGAUCUGGCCUACCUCUCAAAGGUUGCUCAGGGGAAGUCUUCCACCAGACUCACAUCAGCAUUUAGUUCUGAAGACCUGUCCCAGGCGUGUCCUGCAUCACCUGCGUUUUCAGUUGAUGCCUUACAUUCUGUAUCCAGUCAGUUGUUAGUUCCCAGUCCCAGCACAUUGCACUCACUUCGUAAUCAACGCUUUGACAAGCGAGGCGUAAGUGUGAAACAAAAACACCCAGUACAGAUAGACUGGGUGUCGCAAGAAGACGGUUCACACCUUCUAACAGUUGCUAUUGGCAGUAAGAUCUUGGCGUACACAAGUGUAGCAGACGAGAUAGCCGUGAUGAGUAGUGAAGGGAACAAAAAAGAUAAGGAAUCUCGGCCUCGUCCCGUCCUACAGAAAUCCCUCUCACUGCACGCUCUCUCUGACACUAAUUUACCGAGGUGGAUGAGACUUGAGAAACUGUCCCUGAACACAGCAGAUGGACUGGCGCCACUGCCCAUGCAACUAUCCUGGGUGCGUGAUGGCAUCUUGGUCGUUGGAAUGGAUAAUGAAAUGCACGUUUAUUCUCAGUGGCACGUUCCAGCGACAGAACAGAAGCAACAAGCUCUACAGCAACAAGAACCCUCGAGCACUAAGGAUGAAGGUCGUGAUCUGACAGAGGCAGAUCUUAAAACAUACUUACAGGAGUCAUCACACAACCACAAGUCUGCCACUGCCAUGUCGUGGUCGCCUCCUUCUCGAUCCUCACUACCGUCGAUAAUAAGAUGUCUUGGAGAGGUGAUGAUCACUCCACCGGAUGACGUGGAGGGCACUACAAUAUCAGGAAUCUUUGAGGCCAGUCACAUCGCCUCUCCAGUCUUGCCGCAGUAUCACCCACGUCAGCUGAUGGAACUUCUCAAUCAGUGCAAAAUUCGUCGGGUCAAGGCCAUUCUUGCGCACUUAUUAAUGCUUCGCACCCUGUCUGUGUCUGGCAACCAGGGAGGCUCGUCAAGUCGAGAAGGACGAGGAUCCCAAAGUCUGCUGCCUGAGGAACUAACACUGGACUAUAUUGAGGUGACAGCCAUUCCCCCACUUCCACUAUGGCUGCUACUGGAAGCUGACAAGGACACACAGAACCAGCAAGCAAAGAACGCAGACAUUGAAGAAGACACAUACGCUGAGUUGUUUGGAGCGCCGACCAUGAACGUUGACGAAGACCUAACCCUGGAAGAUGAUGAUGCUGACAUGGGGGGUCGCUGCAAGUCAAUAUCACACGAAGUCAAGAGCAUCGCAUUCUUCGGGCCACGCCAGGCCCAGAUAUUGGCUGCCCUGCUGACCCACACCCACCUACCAGGGCUCUCUAGUCUUGACCAGAUGCACCUCUUGGCCUUGGGUGACACCGUGGCUUCAUGCAAUGUUGACUUUGCUGAUCGUUUUGAUAUCAACAAGGCCAAGGAAGCCUUAGCAAAAGAGACCUUCUCCAGAACGACCACAGAUGAGCCGUCAAUGGAGACACUAGAUGACUGUGGUUUACGCUUCCUUCUGGCAAUGCGUCAUCACACGUAUCUGUUGAGGUGUAUACCCAUUGCCCAGCGUGCAACUUUGCAGAAAGGAGGAAUUGGCAGUCACAAUCUUGUUUGGGCCUUCCACUCAGAGAGUCAGGAGGAACUUCUUGACUUUAUCCCAUCUAUGAGACAAGGUAAUCCCCGCUGGUCUGAGCUAAGAGAAUUAGGAUUUGGAUGGUGGGUCCGCAACAACACCCUCUUAACCCGCUGCUUCAAUAAGAUAGCCAAAGCUGCAUUCCUUGUUAAGAAUGACCCCCUGGACGCUGCUAUAUACUACCUGGCCAUGAAGAAGAAGAACCUCGUGUGGGGUUUGUUCCGCUCAAUUAAUAACAGACGCAUGACGGAUUUCUUUGCCAACAACUUCACAGAGGAGCGGUGGCGUAAGUCCGCACUGAAGAACGCAUUCGCCCUCUUGGGAAAACAACGGUUCGAACACGCUGCUGCCUUCUUCUUGUUGGCUGGAGCACUGAAAGACGCUCUCGAGGUACUUCUGAACAAGCUGCAUGAUGAGCAGCUGGCCAUAGUGGUCAUACGACUCUAUGAGGGAGAGUACGAGGCUGUCCCCCCGACUCUCAGUAAACUCCUGCAUACUAGAAUACUGGGGCAGGACGAGCAAGGGGAGAAUAUGGAUCUAAUGAAAGUCCAUCCCGAUCCGUUCUUCCGGUCCGUUGCAUACUGGAUGCUCAAGGACUACAGUAACUCCCUCAACACACUGCUACAGACGGAUGCUACACUGGGCAUACACCAUCCAGAUUACGUUGCCACCAAGUCUACGUCCUCAAGCAGCGUCAGUGCAGCUGAUCCAAGUGUGUUCAACUUCUACAUUUACUUGCGGACUCAUCCUCUGCUGAUUCGUCAGUGUAUUGCAAAUACUGCCAAGGGAGGAGGCGGCUCACUCAUGGCUUCACGCCUCGGGAAAGGUCAGGACACGUUGGACAAGAAGAGCGUGUAUGAGAGCAGCAUGACCCCUCUAGAGCGACGGCUGUACUUCACCACCGCUCACGCUCACCUCCGCUCAGGCUGCCCUACGCUGGCUCUGGAGGUCUUAUCCAAGUUACCAGAUAAUGUCAUUGAUCUCGAGAACCCAGACACAGGAGAUCUCUUGGGGAGUCCAUCAAAGGAACAGAGACCCGCCUUUGAAUUGAUACACAGCGGGACCCUCGAGAGCGACGGCUCCUUUGACCGCACCGGCUCGACUGUAGUUGGUGGGGACAAAGCCGCUGACUUGUUUGCACCGAGCUCCUCUUCAGGUUUUGGUUCCUCAUCUGUAGGAUUUGAUUGGUCGACUUCAUCACCAUCUCAAAGACAAAAAGCAGAUGGCGGACUUGACUUGGACUUCUCCCUGGGGGCUGUUGAUGAGGAGGAGGAGGAAGAGGAGGAUAGUAAACCAAGGGAUACCAAGUCUCUAGCAUCCAGUGAUGAUGAAGGACCAUCAGAGACAAACAAGAAACAUCUAGACAUAAUGGCUCAGCAACUCAAGUUUGUGUCCUGCCUGAAAAUGAUGAUGGAGGAGCUGGCUACCCUGGCUACCGGGUGUGAGGUGGACGGUGGCCAGCUGAGGUACCAACUGUAUGUGUGGCUGGAGAGGGAGGUGGAGGCUCUCAAGGAGGUUUGCAACUACUGCAGUACGCUCCAUGUUGGUGUGAACUUCAAGUUGUGGCAGGAGAGCUGGUGGGAAAAUGAUCUCGUUGAGUCCAUACCUGCUGAUGAAGUCGGUGACCACACUCCCAUGCCGUCUGUCCCUCUCAGUGAGCCGUCCACGCUGCACGAGAUCAUUCAGCAAGAGAAGCUGGAGUUUGAAGAUAAAAUGGAGAGAGCUGCCAGGAGGAAGCGCUGGCUUAUGGCCAAUCAGCAGCUACUGAGGACACUACUAAGCUACUGUUCCCUGCAUGGGUCUAGUGGUGGUGGCCUGGCCUCUGUCAGAAUGGAGUUAAUAUUGCUCCUCCAGGAACUGCAGCAGGAGAAUAGCAAGCAACAGCUGCUGUCACCACUGCCCUUCCCCACCACACUACCACUGUUGUCCGCAUCCAUUGCUUCCAACAAGACAGUUGUGUCGGAUCCUGUUCGCCAUUUACAGGCUGGUACACAUGACCUCCUACAGUCACUGGUGGAGAUAACAGGUGUUGCUCAGUCAGAAGCUCGAAUCAUGUGCCGGGCAGCUGUGUUGCGCAAUUUGGCUGCAGCCUUGUCUGCCUGUAUCUACCAGUCCCUCUGUGAUUCUGAGACAUUUACUAUCAAAGCUCAGCACAGAGUGGCUGCCCUAGGAGUGGACAUACAGCAUGUGACAGUCGCUCACCGUGAAUCUCACUUAGUUGGCCGUGAUCUGAGAACUGGAACCCCACACGAGGAUGAACCAUUAACUGUAUGCACUGUACCUGCCAAAUGGCCUGGGGUGACUUCUCUCCUGGCUCUGGUGGCUCGAGAACGUGAUGAAGACACCCCUAAGCUGAACCUACUCCUUUGCGAAGCUUUUGUUGCUGUGUAUCUCAGUCUUCUGGUGCACGGCUUGGCAGCGAGUGAUGCUUACGUCAUGUACCGUCUUGUUGCCCGGGCAGUAACGGAGAAGGACUGGGCCAUGUUGUUUGGUGGAGGUGUUAAGAAGCUGGUCAAAGUUAUCACCAAUGUUUUGCCAACCCAGACCUCAAUGGAGAAGGAAGGCAUGGGAGGAGCUUCGGUCAGCGGAGAAAGGAUUCUGUCUACGAUCUCGAGCCUCCAGAAGACCCGCAUCAAGUUCAACAUGAAGCUCCUCGGUCAACUUGGCUUCCAAGACCCACGUGGCUCCUCCAGCGAUGGGGAGGCCAAGCCAGCAUAUCGAGAACAAUUUCUACCUCCAGAAAUGUCUAUUGUUUCACUCCUUAUGAAAAAACCCGUACUGCCGCCAGUGUACGAGAACAUUGAUUACGACUCCUCCGCCAGCGACGACGAGGAAGUGGAUAUUGAUUACGAAGAGGACGAAGACGUAUUCAAGGAGCCCAAGGUUCUGGCUGAAAACACAGAGCACAGUGACCCAGACUCGUACUCCUGGUGCCUGCUGAGGCUGGCCACCGUACGAGCAGCCAAGAUAGUGGUCGAACGGUUCCUGGAGGUAGCUGGGGUGGAGUUACUUGAACUACCAAUGCAAAGUCCGCUGCUGCAUUCCAUUUUGCGAACUCUGGACCAAUGGCUCGCUGCGCUGGUGAUGCACAUCGAGAGCAAGAAGGGCCCACCUCCAGAAUAUAUCCCUGGCUGCUUUGCCGAGACCCAGGUCAUGGGUCCGGCCAUUCUGAAAUACCGAGGACUGCUGGAGACCCACAACACUCCCUUUGUGCGUAACAAAAAGGGAGUCAAGUCAGUUGAGCGGCUUUGGAACUACCUCGUAAGGCAGGAGGAGGUUCAGGACGUCUUUGUGAGGUAUAUCUUUGGCCGCAAGAGACCUGCACCCGAUCCCACCCAGCACUCAGAUCAUGGUGACGAUGCAAUGAGUGACGCGGGUGAGGGCGUCGACGGCUCGGGAACAGGUGAAGGAGGGUCAGAGAUGGGCGCAGACAACCAUCACGAACCUUCGGAACACGGCGGCCCAACCUCGGAAGCAACAGUUCAGUCUCUAGAACCUGUACGCAUCAUCCACAAGGAACAAGACUCUAUCACUGCUUUCUGUAUCAAUAAGGUGAAUGCUGGCUUGAUGGCUGUUGCAACUGUGCGUGAGGUACAGGAGCUGGAUGUUUCACUGCUGUUAGACCAUCCUAGUUGGCUUACUAAUGAAUGUGAAUUGGAUGUGUUGUCACUGAACAAAGAGCCGGACAGUGUGCCGUCAUCAAACUUCCUGGUCGUACACACACCAUUAGACAAAAACGUCCUCGAUCCUGGUAAGACAGCUGUUGAUGGGAACCUGUCAUCGUCGUCAAGCAUCAACUUCUCGGGCAUGGGCGGACCAUCAAUGGGCCAGACAGGAAGGGGCACCAAUGUGUUGAAGGAGUUCAAAGGGGUAAAUUUCCCCGGCUCAAACAACCCUCGUUUCUGUCGCUUCGUAUGGGAACGCAGUCGCCAUUGCCUGAAGCCGUUGCUGAGUCAUCGUGUGGAAGGAACGCGUCGCAUGACAUCUCAUCCUGUCCUGCCGCUGUAUCUGUUGGGUUGUCAGGACGGAUCUGUGGUCGUGCGUGAGUGGCACCACAGUGCAGUGGUUGCUCGACCUCGACCCGGCGGCACAUUUGCCAAGGUGGCCCGAGUACAGUUCAACCAGCAAGGUAACAAGUUUGGUGUCAUUGACGGCGACGGAAACUUGUCCCUCUACCAGCUGGGUCUGGCAUCACAGGUCAACAAACCAUUUUAUAACCACCAGUGCCACAACAAACAUGGAAGUGACUUCGUAUUUGUGGGGUCAUCGAGCCUCCUGGCCACAGCGGGACAGUCUUCCGAACACCGCAACGUAGCGCUGUGGGACACGUUGUUGCCACAGAGGAAGGCUAAUGUUGUAUCUUGGACCUGUCAUGAGAGUGGGGCGUCGUCACUGCUGUACGCUCCUCAGCACCAGGUGAUCCUGUCAGCUGGCAAGAAGGGAACUGUGUGUAUCUUUGAUGUCAGACAGCGCACCUUGAGACAUAAAUUCCAGGCCCACGAUGCAGCCAUAAAGUGUAUGGCUUUAGACCAGAGUGAGGAGUUCUUCUGUACAGGUUCUGCUGAUGGGGACAUUAAGGUCUGGGGUUUGACCAUCCACAACCUGAUAUACAACCUGCCUGGAGAACAUUCUCGUUCUUCUCUCUUCAAGAACUUGAGUCAAGGUGUCACCCAGCUGCAACUUGAUACAAGCAACAGACUUUUCUCUUGUGGUGCUGACGGGUCCAUCAAGUUGAGACAGUUGCCAGAUAGAGACCUCAAUGUUAGCCAUUUGUAACUGACUGAAAUACAAGAUGGGGUAUACAGUACCAGCUCUUUGUUAAAUAAGAAAGGUGACUUAUUGACCAUUUCAAGAUAUAAACCUAUGGGUCAGUAAGUAUAUUUUGCUUGAUACAUGACACAUUAAGCAUUUCAUUAUUUCUUUUUGUAGAUAAUCUGGUUCUAAGAACACCAUCUUGAGAAAAACACCAAGACGUGUAAAUCAUUGAGAGUCAUCCUGGUUUAUACUCUGAUAUUCUUGAUGUGUUAGUGGAAUAUAGGUUAUUUGCCUCACACCAUUAGUCACGUGAUUCUCAGCUUCAUCGAUACUUAUUAGUUUUACCAUAAAAACACACAUUUUAUUCAAAUUAAGUUAUAAUGACCAUAAAACAUUACCUUCUGUAUCUUUGUAAUCUUUCAAACAGUAUUAUUUUGUCUUGCUUUAAUCAUAUAUGGUAAAGGGCAAAUGUUGUUCCUCACUUGCAGUCAUCUAGAAGCAGUGCUUAAAGUGCUAAAAAAUCUGAACCAACACAGUAAGUCAGUGCACUCGACUACAUGUGUGUCUUCACAUACAAAAGUUUGCAAAAUGAUUGUCUUUGUUUGAACAGGAAGGAUGCCACCUAUCUCAGUAGGGUCAUUUGGCUGAACCACCACUGCAUUACCGAGCAUUCCUAGUAUCUGCAUCUUUCUCUAUCAUAGGUUGUAUGUAUUCAUGCUAAAGCUUCUUGAACCUUUGUUGUUGUUGUUGGAAUUUAUUUAAUUUACCUGUGUCAUCUUAUUCACAUGGGAAGCUGCCCUCUGAGGGGAUAGGGAUGGUCCUGACAGAAAUGCCUCCAUAUUACUAUUUUACAUCAGUCUCUUAUACAGUUAAAAGAACAAGUACUCAUGUCAACAUUAUAUACAGUAUCCCUGUUUGUGUGUGUGUAUUAGACAACAAAGAACCAAAAAUUAUGUAAAGGAGGGAACUAUAGUACCUUCUUAUAUGUACAUCAUCCAUUCACUACAUCAUUUCUACCAGGUUUUAUGAAGUUCUGUUGAAAACUGUUAGAUGAGUCGACUGUAGAAGCCUUUCAUUACCGGCAGAGAACAUUUGAUGGCAGAUAGUCAUUUCAGCUUCUUCUCUGGUAGAGGGUGAGUAUAUGGUACAGUAUUUCCAGUGGGACUACGAGACAGGCAAAUUUCUACCUUAUUUUGACAUAAUGGGUAAUGACUUGUGAAAGUAAAGGUCGCUUGGACCUUUCACUGUCAAAAUAAUCAUUGUAACUAAAAUACCAGAUCUCAUUUACUUGUACAGGAUCAUUGUUGCUAUAUAAUGGAAGAAUAUUUUCCUGGUGUAAACUUUCAGCGGCUCGAGUUUGGUCUUAUAAAAUUAAUGUCAAAACAGUUACAAGUCUAGUUUAUCCAGAUUUAGUUGAACAUGUUUGGCUUACAAGUUCCAGGUAUUCUUUCUCAUAUUAUAUAACAAGAUAUACAGUAUAUACCUGGUACAGUACAUGCAGUAUACCUUGUAAGUAAUGACCCCUUUUAAUUAAUAUAUUUUAUAAUUUUUCCUUCAUCACUGACACAUUAAUUACACUGGUUGUCUAUUUCAAGUUUACCCAGUACUGUAGUCAAUAUAUCUCAAAUCUAUUUCAAUGGCUGAACAAUAAUUCAGAUCUGCUUCUUUCAUUCUGCAUCAUUGUGGGUAAAGUCUUCCUGUAGAAAAAAACAAACAAAAUUAUGUUGUCAGGGUAGAUGAUGAUGUGAGUCCAGCUGUUAAAUGCGUUAGAUGAGCCACACACACACACACACACACACACACACACACACACACACACACACACACACACACAACUAUUCCAGGUAAACUGACUGCUGUACUGUACUUUCAUUCUACCCAGGCAAAAGUCAUUUUAGAUCCAGCAAUUUUUUUUUUUGCCAAGUAUAAUUAUUAUACUCAUUGAAAGCCACCAGUUGUAUAAAUAUCCUUCAUAUAUAAUUACACAGGGCCAUUUUAUUUAUUUUUUUUAAUUCAAGAACUCUUAAUAAUCACUGCAGUGUGUUUUAGGACGUGCAAUAAACAGGAACCCCAAAACUAGUAAGACUAAAGUAAGAAAAAUGUCCCCUUGUAAUUAUAUAUGUGGUAUACUACACACUAAGAACUAAUGAAGGAACUAUUUUAGAUCGUUGAUGUAACCUGUGCGUCUGAUUAUAUACACUUUCUGUUUUAAAUUAAUGUAUUAGCGACUACUAUAAUUACAAGAUAACUUUAUGCAAUGUAAAUAUCUUACAGAAAAGAGACAAAUGUAAUUGUUGGUUCUUUUUUUAAUAUAAUAUCUAUAAUAGUGCGGUAAUAUAAUAUUGUAGCGUAUAAUAGUGUAUACAUUGGCCAUAACAUAAGCAGUACUGUAUGUAAUAGCAUAGGCUAGUCUUGGGUUAACUAAUGUUGUGACUACCUGUGUCUCUGAUCCUUGGAUCCUAACCCUAUCAUAACCUGUGCAUCAAUCUGUUUUUGUUACUCUACUGUAUUAUUAUUUUUUGUUGGGAAGAUGAAGGGUACAUAAACUACAGGUGAGGUGGGGGGGGGGAUACAGGUACUGUUAAAGGAGAGAGGGAUGAAGACAAAAGGGAGAGAUAUUCAAACAUACUUUUAUCAUAGUCUCAGUUUACAUCCACAGUAUAGAUGGUGAACACUUUCUUAACAUUCAUAUGAUCAAAGUUAACCAGAGGAAUGGUUUAAGUAAGAAUAUUUAAGGGGUUAUAGAAUCCAGAUCCAGGAAUGAGUUUUGCCCAGAAAUGUUUUAAUCUUACUAAUACUACUACUACUACUUCUUCUUCUGUACUACUAUACACUACUACUGCUGCUGCUACUACUACAUGUGAACUCUUUUUAAGAUUUAGGAAAUUAAAUGCCUGAUCAUUUUGUAGUUAAUAUUUCUUGGGCAGAAUUUGCUGUGUAUCAAUAUGUGAUGAGUUGUUCUGUAAAUAGAUACAUGUUAUAUAAAUAUAUAAAUAUAUAGAGGUAGUUAAUUUUUUCUAAUAGGUGAAAUAUAUUAUAAAAUACUCACAUUCCAGAAUUACACUUGUGUUUACAUGGUAUGAAACACUGUCUGUUGACGGCUGGUGUGAAACACUGUCUGUUGACGGCUGGUGUGAAACACUGUCUGUUGACGGCUGGUGUGAAGCACCCUCUUUUGACGGCCUCAUUGGCAAAAUACAAAGCCCUGAAUUAUUUAAUGAAGAACAAAAUGGUAAAAGCAACCAUUAAGGCACAAUGAAUCAUAGUCUGGGGUCAUAAUUUACAUCACAAUAGACUUAAGGUGGAAAUUUUUGUAGGGUCAAGAGGCAUGAGGCCACUGCUUAUCACCACCAUCAACAGACCUGUGCUGCUGUCACAAGUAUAUGUAUAAAUGUUAUUUGUAAAUGAAUUAUAAUAUUGUGUGACAUGUGUUGGUCUUGUGUAAAGUUGAAUAAAUAUAUAGGAAACCAAA